UUUCAAACACUUUUUCCCAACAGCCGGCAUAGUUUGUCCGGGCGAUCUACCCAAUCGAUACCCGGCAUCCGGUCGGACUACAAUGUUGUGGAGAGCUUUGGUUUUCCCCUGCCCGUCGUAGUGAACGAGGCCUUGACCUUUGUGGGAUCUGCUGCAGGAGCCGUUUCUGCGAAGGUUGCCCAAAAUGGCUGGGCUUGGGUUGUGCACGGUCGCCGACUUUUAAUUUGGCAGUACAAAGAGACGUCCAAGGUGCCAAGCAACCUAGACGGGGAGGUGGCUUGUCCAAUGCCGCGAACUACAACUGCCCUACUCCGAUUUAGGGUACAACAGUGA
Messenger RNA from Drosophila miranda, 333 nucleotides. RefSeq names its product nuclear pore complex protein Nup133-like. Lineage: Eukaryota; Metazoa; Arthropoda; Insecta; Diptera; Drosophilidae. The transcript has 2 exons. Gene Ontology annotation, molecular function: protein binding. The record is from RefSeq and is a predicted model, not a curated record. The annotation marks the transcript as partial.